UCCGCUUUGGCUCCAUUCUGCUCAUUUCUUCUCGAGAAAGGCUUGUUUCCUUCUCAAGUAGUCAUGUCCGGACGCGGGAAGCAGGGCGGCAAGGCGCGCGCCAAGGCCAAGACGCGCUCGUCGCGGGCCGGGCUGCAGUUCCCCGUGGGCCGCUGCACCGCCUUGCUCCGCAAGGGCAACUACGCCGAGCGGGUGGGCGCCGGCGCGCCCGUGUACCUGGCGGCCGUGCUGGAGGACCUGACGGCCGAGAUCCUGGAGCUGGCGGGCAACGCGGCGCGCGACAACAAGAAGACGCGCAUCAUCCCGCGCCACCUGCAGCUGGCCCUCCGCCGAGCCUAA
This is a messenger RNA of Pteropus alecto (black flying fox), 339 nucleotides long. Its product is annotated as histone H2A type 1-H-like. The coding region runs from base 64 to 339 and encodes 91 amino acids. Gene Ontology annotation, molecular function: protein heterodimerization activity; DNA binding; structural constituent of chromatin. Gene Ontology annotation, cellular component: nucleosome. NCBI's taxonomy places the organism in Eukaryota, Metazoa, Chordata, Mammalia, Chiroptera, Pteropodidae. The transcript is spliced from 2 exons. The record is from RefSeq and is a predicted model, not a curated record.